This is a messenger RNA of Folsomia candida, 1462 nucleotides long. RefSeq names its product multifunctional procollagen lysine hydroxylase and glycosyltransferase LH3. Gene Ontology annotation, biological process: peptidyl-lysine hydroxylation. Gene Ontology annotation, molecular function: L-ascorbic acid binding; procollagen-lysine 5-dioxygenase activity; iron ion binding. The record is from RefSeq and is a predicted model, not a curated record. The transcript has 9 exons. The coding region runs from base 247 to 1245 and encodes 332 amino acids. Gene Ontology annotation, cellular component: endoplasmic reticulum. NCBI's taxonomy places the organism in Eukaryota, Metazoa, Arthropoda, Collembola, Entomobryomorpha, Isotomidae.
CAGGCGCUAUACCAUGGCCAUCAAGUGGAUAAUUUUCGGCAUAAAUAUUCAAAAUUCUAUCAAAGUUUUACGUCACUUGGAAGUCGGACUAGAAUUGGUGACAAUGACGCUAGAAGAAUAGCUGUAGAUGAAGCCAUCGCAAAUGAGUUCGAAUAUUUCUUUAGCCUCAAUUCCGACGCACAUUUGGAUAAUCCUGCCACCCUAAAAAUCUUAAUUGGCGAAGGUAAAAAAGGAAUUAUUUCACCCAUGCUGAUACGUCCAUAUUCUGGCUGGUCCAACUUUUGGGGUGCUAUUAACCACGACGGGUAUUACGCCAGGUCAAAAGAUUAUGUGAGCAUUGUUAAACGAAAUGUAACAGGAGUAUGGAAAGUCCCAUUUUUAUCCGGAGCGUAUCUCAUGAGUUAUGAUAUUUUUAGAAAUUCUACUCUUCGACCAAAAUACACGAAUAAUUUCCUAAUUCCGGAGUUAGCAUUUUGUUUAAAUAAUAGAAUCAGGAAUAUUCCUAUGUUUGUCUCAAACGUGGUGGAAUUUGGACAUUUGAUUAAUUCAGACAAUUUUGACAUUACACGAAUACAUGCCGAGUUGUAUGAAUUAUUCGACAACCGAUACGAUUGGGAGAAGAGAUAUCUACACGCGGACUGGAGUAGUGUUCUCAAUGUGAAUCAGUCUUUGGUCGAAAUUAUGAAAAAUCCUGAAACAAUGCCCUGCCCCGACGUUUUCUGGGUCCCUUUAGUCACCCCAAGUUUUUGUGAGGAACUUAUCGACGAAAUGGAGGUGUAUGGAAAAUGGUUUAUGGGGCUAAAUUAUGACCAUCGUGCCGAGGGUGGCGCCACGGAGGACGCUCCAACGGUGGACAUUCACCUGUAUGAGAUUGGAUUUGGAGACGUUUGGUUAGAAUUUCUUCGCCUGUACGUCGUUCCACUACAAGUUAAGCUAUUCAUGGAUAAUUUACCAUACCCACCAAUCGCUAAAAUGAACUUUGUCGUCCGCUAUAAACCUGAUGAACAGGCGUAUCUAAAGCCUCAUCAUGACAAAUCCACCUACACCGUAAAUAUCGCGUUGAACAAGGGAGGAGGAAUUGAUUUCGAGGGUGGAGGAUGCCGAUUUACACGGUAUAAUUGUUCCAUUGAUCAUUCCAAAGUUGGACACGCUUUGAUCCAUCCAGGAAAAUUGACACAUGAACACGAAGGUCUAUCAAUAUUGAGUGGAACCAGGUAUAUCCUUGUCUCAUUUGUGGAUCCCUAAGCAAUGGAAGAAUUAAUGCUCAUUAAUUAGAAUCAAGAUUUAAAAUAAAGAUAUAAAUUACCAAUAUGUACAUAUGUACAUUCAGCUACAUUUACAGAUACCACUGCUAAUGAGUAGUUCCACAGAAUUUGUACAUUUGUACCCGCAUGCAUGUAUGAAUAUAUGUAUGUACCUACAUAUGCACAUUUUUCUCUAAAUAUAUCACGUUGUAACGAAA